CCGCUUCGCCGCCGAGGCCCCGCUGCCGCUGCUGGAGUCACUGCCCGGCCCGAGGAGGAGGAAGAUGCCGAGGGGACGCUGAAAGAAACCCAACUUUUCAGAUGCCCUAUGGGUGGGGAGAUGCAUCUUUGAUAUGGAUUGUGUGUUUGGUUAUCACCUACAAUCUGAGUCAACAGUGUGUGUGUGAAGAAAUAACUGACGGAAGAAACAAGCCGAAUGGCUGCAUCAUCAUAAGAAGCUGAUUUCAAUAUGUUUGUAUUUCAUGCCAGUAAUCCAAGGCUGGGAAAGCCUAGUAGCCCAAUAGUGAAAAAAAUUACUUUUUUAUAAAACCCAGGUCAAAACUAACGAGUAGUCAGUGUAUAUUUUGCCAUGUGCUCCCUGGUGAUUUAGCAUUGAAUCUUUUAAUGCACUGAAAUAAUGGUGUGAGGAUUGGUAGACAACAUCCCCCCCCAUUCCCCAGCACACAUCCAGCAACGAAGACUGUGUCAAGAUGACCUCUGAGGAAAUGACAGCAUCUGUUCUUGUCUCUGUGGUCCAGGGUAAAGUGAUACCCACUCAGUCAGCUGGAGAUGAAAAUAGUGAAAAUGUUUUGGACACCAGUGUUAUAAAAAGACAUACUGCCAGUCCAGGAAGGCAAACCAGACACACUCACUCAUACUUACACAGACUUGAAGAAGAAAGUCUUCAGGGUUCGGUACCCAAAAUAUUCUCCCUGGCGAAAGAACAACUGAGUAAUGACAAUAGUAAUGAAAGCAUUUGGGAGAGGAACAGCUCCAUCCCUCAUUCAGUGGAAUUUCUUAACAUUAACUGUGACAUUGUACAGAAAAACUACAAGAGUAAUAUCCCAUGCAGCCAGUUGUAUAAAUCUUGUGAUCCUUUAGUAGGGGAAGAGGCAUCCCUGAAAACUGGAAUUCCUAUUUCACUGGAAAGAGCCAUGCUUGCUGAAAUUCAGUUGAAAACAAAUGGACCUUCGUUAAGAAGCCAGACAGCAGUAAAUAAGAAUGACAGCAAUGAUACUGAUAAAGUGGCCUUUUUUCACUUUCAUUGUGCCAGUGAAAGGAAUGUAUCAAAGGCUUUGUGCAGUUUACACAACAGCUUCAUUUUGAAUGACUGCUUGCAGCCAGUAAGUGUUGGCAAUGGUAACACCACUGGUUCUCCAGCCUGCACUUGCAGAUUAAUGGAGUUGACAAAUAACUGUGAGAAUGAAAACAGGCAGCAGUUGUAUGAAGAUGCUUUAAGGGAUAAGUAUUUAUAUCUGGAAAGAGCACCACGAAAGGUUAGGGUGGCAUGCUCAGGUCACAGCUUCUGGGGAAAUAACUUUACUGGAAGAAUGCCCUCAAAGCCCUUUCUGAGCCAUUUUGAAGACUGUAAUGAUAACUGUGAAGAAGGGAUGGAGGAGGAUUUUUUUAGAAACAAAAAGGAACGCUCUACUUUAUUAAUAAGACGUUUCUGUAAAAAUGAUAAAGAGGUUAAAAAAUCAGUUUAUACUGGAACAAGAGCAAUUGUUAGGACUUUACCUUCAGGACACAUAGGAACCGUUGCUUGGAGUUUCGUUGAGCAAAGGAGAAACAACAGUGGCUUGAAGAUUUCUAGGAUUACAACAGAACAGCUAACCAUAAUUCAGUCCUUAAUAAAGUGGGAAUUUAAUUCCUUUUUUGAGAAGUCUUUAUGGUAUGAGGUUUUCAAUACAGUGAGAGAAGAGGAAGAAGCAGAAGAUAUUUUUGAAUAUUUUCCUUAUCUUCUGAGAAAGCUCCCAACGCUUGAUACAGACUGUAUAUGCGAAUGUGAUGGUUUUUGUGUAAAACCAUGUGUAAAACCACGUGUAACAAGUGCUUACUCUCAAUAUCGUGCCACUUCACAGAGGACUGCACUCUCUAACUAUAUAACUGGUGCUUUACUAGAAGCGACUACAUCAUUAGGAGCAAGAAGUGGUCUUUUAAAUAUCUUUGGAGGAUCAACUGGAAGAACAAUGCUAAAAGAACGCCAAGCGUGUACAUCCAUGGCUGGCUCCAGUGUCAUUCCCUCCAACGUGGCUGGUAUCAGCAAAGAGCUGAUUGAGCUGCAACACCUCAUCCAGUUCCCAGAGGAGGUUGCCAGCAUUCUGACGGAGCAGGAGCAGGAGCUCUACCGGAAAGUCUUACCCAUUGACUACCUCUGCUUUUUAACAAGGGAUUUGGGUAAUGCUGAAUGUCAAAGCAAGCUGCCAUCUAUUAAAGCUUCCAUAUCUGCUACUAUUCUUUCUUCCCCAAAUGGUGAACAUAAUGCUGUGGAAGAUCUUGUGAUGAGGUUUAAUGAGGUGAGCUCGUGGGUUACUUGGCUGAUCCUGACUGCAGGUUCUAUGGAGGAGAAACGAGAAGUGUUCUCAUAUUUAGUACAUGUGGCAAAAUGCUGCUGGAAUAUGGGCAACUACAAUGCUGUAAUGGAAUUUCUGGCAGGGCUAAGGUCAAGAAAAGUUCUAAAAAUGUGGCAAUUUAUGGACCAGUCUGAUAUUGAAACCAUGAGAAGUCUGAAAGAUGCCAUGGCACAACACGAGUCGUCAUCUGAAUACAGGAAGGUGGUCAACCGAGCACUCAAUAUUCCGGGCUGUAAAGUGGUUCCUUUCUGUGGUGUCUUUUUAAAAGAGCUUUGUGAAGUUUUGGAUGGAGCCUCAAGCCUCAUCAGACUCUGUCCACGGUAUAACUCCCAGGAUGAAGCAUUAGAGUUUGUUUCAGAUUACAGUGGACAAGAUAAUUUCUUGCAACGAGUAGGCCAAGAUGGUUUAAAUAAUCCAGAAAAAGAAUCAACAGCAAACAAUAUCUUUCAAACUAUUCGGAGCUGCAACCGCAGUUUGGAAUCUGAAGAGGGUGAUGAUAAUCUUAGUGAAGGGAGUGAUUCAAGGAAAAACUCACUGAAGGACAAAACUCGCUACCAUGCAGCACAUAUAAAGAAAGCUUCUGAUUCAAACCGAGUUCUAUUUAUAAUUGGAGAUCUUUCAGAUUCUGAAAGUGAUAUAUUUGAGCAGUUGAAGGAAUGGGACACAAAUUCAACAGAAGAGCAACAAAAAGCUUUCUGCCAUGGGAUAGAACUUAUUCCCUGGUAUGUGUUAUCUAUCAGGGCGGAUGUCCAUCAGUUCAUGCAACAAGGGGCAACCGUCAUUCAUUACGACCAGGAAACACAUCUCUCAGCACGUUGCUUUCUUCAGCUUCAGCCUGACAACAGUACUUUGACUUGGACAAAGCCCACAACAGUUUGCCCUGCAAACGCUAAGGCAAAGCUGAGUGUGCUGGGUAAUACUGCUGAGCCUGGUAAAUACCAGUUUCUUGGUAACACUGGACUGGUGGAAGGUUUUUUGGACUUGUUUGCAGCCAAGGCUGUAUAUAUGGGACACUCUGGCAUUGAUAUGCACACUGUGUGUGUUCAAAACAAACUUUGUAAUAUGUCCCUUGAAGAAAAUGGUAUAACACUACUUUAUGGACUUCAAACUACUGAUAACAAGUUGCUGCACUUUGUUGCUCCAAAAUAUACUGCCAGAAUGCUGUAUGAUGGAUUGCUGGAAUUGACUAAAUCUGUAAGGAAAAUGAGGAAAUUCCCUGAUCAAAGACUACAGUGGCUACGGAAACAGUAUGUCAGCCUUUACCAGGAGGAUGGAAGGUUUGAAGGCCCAACGUUGGCUCAGGCUGUUGAGCUUUUCGGAGGCAGACGGUGGAGUGCAAGAAACACAAGUGCGGGAACUCUCACCAAAAGCACCGAGAAACCUUGUGUACAGAGAAACAACACUCUGGGAAUAAGCACAGCUAAGAAAAAGAAGAAAGUACUCAUGAGGGGUGAAAGUGGAGAGGCCACUGAUGAUGAAAUGGCAACUCGGAAGGCAAAAAGCUGUAAGGAAUAUCGUAAUAGAAGUGGUUCAGAUCCUCAAGAUAUUGAUGAACAAGAAGAACCAGAUCAAAAUAAUAUUAUUAACGCUUCUCCAUCUAACAACCUGCCAUCCAGAAGAGCUCACUCUCUGACAGCAUCUGGAUCUCCUAAUUUAGGAGCUACAAUAUCUUCACCAGCAAGACCAGUCUCCUCUCCUGUAAUGUCUUCAAGCAAGAACCAGUCUAGCACAUGGAGCAGCAGUAGCUGGCAUGGCCGUGUUAAAGGAGGAAUGAAAGGGUUUCAGAACUUCAUGGUGUCUGAUAGUAAUAUGACUUUUGUGGAAUUUGUGGAGCUCUUCAAAUCUUUCAGUGUCCGUAGCCGCAAGGAUCUGAAAGACCUGUUUGAUAUCUAUGCAGUGCCUUGCAAUCGAUCCGGUUUAGAGCCUGCUCCACUUUACACUAAUCUGAAGAUUGAUGAAAAUAACAGUGGAUUCCAACCUGAUUUAGAUUUGUUGACUCGGAAUGUUUCAGACCUUGGUUUGUUCAUUAAGAGCAGGCAGCAACUGUCAGAUAACCAGAGGCAAAUCUCUGAUGCUAUUGCUGCUGCCAGUAUUGUAACUAAUGGUACUGGAGUUGAAAGUACAUCCCUGGGAAUAUUUGGAGUGGGAAUCCAGCAGCUAAAUGACUUCCUAGUGAAUUGCCAAGGGGAACACUGCACCUAUGAUGAAAUUCUCAGUAUUAUCCAGAAAUUUGAACCCAGUGUGAAUAUGUGCCAGCAGGGACUGCUGUCUUUUGAAGGAUUUGCAAGAUUUUUGAUGGAUAAAGACAACUUUGCCUCCAAAAAUGAUGAGUCACAAGAAAAUGCUGAGGACUUGAACUUUCCACUGUCAUAUUACUACAUCGAGUCCUCACACAAUACUUACCUCACUGGUCAUCAGCUGAAGGGGGAGUCCUCAGUAGAGCUCUACAGCCAGGUUCUUUUACAAGGCUGCAGAAGCGUAGAAUUAGACUGCUGGGAUGGUGAUGAUGGGAUGCCUAUCAUUUAUCAUGGGCACACUCUUACCACUAAGAUCUCUUUUAAGGAGGUAGUUGAAGCUAUUGAUCGCAACGCAUUUAUAACCUCCGACAUGCCAAUUAUCAUAUCCAUAGAAAACCACUGUUCAUUGCCUCAGCAGCGCAAGAUGGCUGAAAUUUUCAAGAAUGUAUUUGGAGAUAAGCUGGUAACAAAGUUUUUAUUUGAGAGUGACUUUUCUGAUGAUCCCAUGCUUCCUUCACCUGGCCAACUGAAAAGAAAAAUCCUGCUUAAAAAUAAGAAGCUGAAAGCCCAUCAAACACCAGUGGAUAUAUUGAAACAAAAGGCUCACCAGCUGGCACACAUGCAAGCACAGGCUAGCAAUGGUGCUAGCAACCCCACACCUACCAAUGAAGAGGACGAAGAUGAGGAGGACGAAUAUGACUAUGACUAUGAAUCUCUCUCUGAUGCUGAUGUCCUUAAUGCUUCUCCUGCUCCUAACAGCCAGGAAGAUAACAUUCUUGAAGACCGACCAGAGAAUAAAUUAUCAAGUGAUAAACUGCAGUUUGAAUACAAUGAAGAAACUGCCAAACGAAUAAAGAAAGCUGAUUGUGCUACUUUCAAUAAUAAAGGAAAGGUUUAUGAUAUGGAGCUGGGUGAAGAAUUCUAUCUUCCACAAAAUAAGAAGGAAAGCAGACAGAUAGCCCCAGAGCUAUCAGAUCUUGUUAUUUACUGUCAAGCUGUAAAGUUCCCUGGCUUGUCAACUCUAAACCCAUCUGGCUCUAGCAGAGGAAAAGAAAGAAAAAGCAGGAAGUCCAUUUUUGGCAACAAUCCUGGCAGGCUGAGCCCUGGGGAGUCGGCUGCUCUUGCCAAAGCAUCUGGAAAAGGUCCUUUUGAUGUGAUGCGGCAGAACUGGGAAGAUCCUUCCUCUCCGUACAACUCUCCAGCUUCUCUCAGUGCUAUCAUAAGGACACCUAAGUGCUAUCACAUCUCCUCCCUGAACGAGAAUGCUGCCAAGCGGCUGUGCAGGCGCUACUCCCAGAAGCUGAUCCAGCACACCACCUGCCAGCUCCUGAGGACCUACCCGGCUGCCACACGCAUUGACUCCUCAAAUCCCCACCCACUGAUCUUCUGGCUCCAUGGUGUACAGCUCGUGGCUCUUAACUACCAAACAGAUGAUCUUCCUCUGCAAUUGAAUGCAGCGAUGUUCGAGGCUAAUGGUGGUUGUGGAUAUGUUUUGAAACCUCCUGUUCUGUGGGAUAAAAAUUGUUCCAUGUACCAGAAGUUUUGUCCGUUAGAAAGAGAUCUUGAUAAUAAGGAGCCAGCUAUAUAUUCUUUAACAAUUGUGUCCGGACAGAACGUCUGCCCUAGCAAUAGCACGGGGAGUCCAUGCAUUGAAGUGGAUGUGCUGGGGAUGCCUCUGGAUAGCUGCCAUUUCCGGACAAAGCCCAUUCAUCGCAACACUCUCAACCCCAUGUGGAAUGAACAGUUCCUUUUCCGGGUUCACUUCGAAGAUCUGGUCUUUCUUCGGUUUGCAGUUGUUGAAAAUAACAGCUCAGCUGUAACAGCUCAGAGAAUCAUUCCCCUAAAAGCUCUAAAAAGAGGCUAUAGGCAUGUCCAGCUCCACAACCUGCACAAUGAAACAUUAGAAGUUUCUAGUUUGUUCAUAAACAGUCGGAGAAUGGAAGAAAGUUCCUCUGGGAACACUUUGCCUGCAGCCAUGUUUUUUAGCAUGGGGGAACGGAAAACUGCUGUGACUUACAAAGUGACAAUUCAUGGAAUUCCAGGCCCAGAGCCUUUCACUGUCUUUAAUGUAAGUGGGUGGACCACAGCUGCACAGCUUCUCCAUCAGCUCUUGGCUUCCACAAAAGGCACUGAGUCAUGUGCUGCAGACUAUUUUCUGAUGGAAGAGAAGAGUUUUAUAUCUAAAGAAAAGAGUGAAUGCAGAAAACCACCAUUCCAGAGAGUAAUUGGUCCUGAAGAAGGGCUAGUGCAGCUUUUGAACAGUUGGUUCCCAGAAGAAGGAUAUGUUGGAAGGAUUCUCUUUAAAACUCGAGAGGAAAAUUUAAAUGAGAGGAACAUUUUCCAAGAAGUGAAGGAAGAUGCAGCCAUCAGCUCUGAGGAGGACAGUUUCUUUGUUCAGGUACAUGACGUCUCCCCAGAGCAGCCACGCACUGUCAUCAAAGCUCCGCGCUUCAGCACCGCGCAGGACGUCAUACAGCAGACUCUUUGCAAAGCCAAAUACUCCUACAGCAUUUUAAGCAAUCCAAAUCCAAGCGAUUAUGUGCUCUUGGAAGAGGUGACAAAAGAGCCAGGAAACAAGAAGUCCUCGACAACUAAACCAUCUCAGAGGAUUCUCUCUGAUCAAGAGUGUGUGUUUCAGGCCCAAAGCAAGUGGAAAGGAGCAGGAAAAUUUAUCCUUAAACUCAAAGAACAGGUUCAGGCAGCACGAGAUGACAAAAGAAAAGGCAUUUCCUUUACCAGUGAACUCAAGAAGUUAACCAAGUCAAGUAAGCAGUACCGGGGAUUCAUAUCACCACCUCUGCAGGUCCUGCCGGACACUCCGCAGAGCAAGGAUGAAAGGUCUGCCUGCAGUUUGGCUUUUAGUGACAUCAUGGAGUAAGAACUACCACUGCCUACAGAACUGUCUGCUCAGUGCCUUUGAAGGAACCUGCUGUGGUCUGAACUGGUCAGCAGUUGUGUGCCCUGUGCUACAGGAUGCUUAAUCCAGGCAAUGCUGCUGGAUUGACAUCCAGAAUGUGGGAAUCCUAAGUAGGAUGUCGCAGAUGGGAAAGAUGCCUGCCAGCUAUCAGGAGAUCCUCCUCUUCCCGUAUCUUCACAUCUGCAGGUCCUCAACAGGUGGAUGAAGGAGCUUCCUUGGACUGUAUGUUGUAAGCAUAUGUGCUGUCACCCUCUCCUUUUUUAAACAAAAGGUAGUUUUAGCUACUUACCUCUAGGGAAACUGAAGGCAGAGAACCAGUGUGUUCUUUUAUGUGUAUUAUAUUAAAAUAAUGCACUUUUACCUGAAGAUUUCUGUUCAACACUGCAUCAAGUGAUUGUAAAGAGAUUUAAAUAUAGUGUAACUUCCUUUGCGUGCCUGUUUAACUUUGGUGACUAUACACAAAACCCUCAAAUUAUUUAUGGUUUAUCUACUUUAACAAAAUAAUGUAUGAUAGUUAAAUACUCCUAACUGGUAGGGAUACUUUGACAAGAAACAACAUUUUCUUCUUAUAAAUUCUAGUUUUCCAGGCUUGUGUUUAAAGAAUAUUUAUUAUCAUGUUUCAGAGUACCUGCUAUUGUAUAAUAUAUUUAUCAUAUACUACUUUUUAGAAAAUGCAGAAUUUUUACCUCUCUCUGGAUUUAGAGGAAAAACUGUUUUAACUUUUCUGGUUGUUUCUUUUCAGCACAAGACACUGAAUGCCCCAAACAGACCAAACUCAAAACAAUGCAUUGAUAAAUGUAACUAACAUUUCGAAAUACAUUUUCCAUGCAGGCAGGAAGUGUCUUUUUAUGUGUCUGUUAAACCCAGAAAGUAUAAAAAACUCUGACACUAUAACUCUUGACAUUUUCGUUUACACAGAAACACUGUUGUAAAGUUAUAUGUUUGCUGAACUCAUCUUUUUAUAUUUAAUUUAGUUGUGGUUGUCUCUUUCUUUCCUCCAUGGAAAUUAUUAAUGUACUUAGGUGGUUAGAAGAAUCCAUACCAACUUACAGAGGCACAAAUGAAACAACUGCUGAAGUCAGUCAUCCCUUUGAUUUCCCACAAGAAGUGUAUCUGUGGUGAAUAAAUUGCUCUGCACACGUUUUCUCUCCCUAGAGCAAUCCCUGAACAAAGCAUUUCAGUCACUUAGUGUGACUAAAUCAAGAUAUCCGUGAAUAACAGGGAGUGAUUCAUGCCUUCAGUUUUUCCACAUCAGCUUUAUCGCUCGAGCACAAAACACUGCUGCUCCUAAGGGAGAAGCUGCAUCAGGCAAAGAAUAAAAACAGCAGUAGCAGAACUACAGGCAGUAGUCCCGUGACAGCCAACACCCCCCCUCCAACAAUUAGAAAAUAAAACAAAGUAAAAUCAUUAAUUGGCAUAUAAACAAGCAGGCAGAACUUGCAUUCUGUCACAAGAAGCUGCUAAGUCAUUCACUAUAUAUACACUGUCGAAAAUUCCUAUAAAGUAGCCAUCACCAAAGCAAGAAAGUGCCCUCUUGAGGUCAUUUCCAGCUUCCAGGGAAAGUAACCACAGACAAAAUUUUAAGUCAGAUCUCCCUGUGGCAUAUCCUGCUGCAGACCAUGCACUCCCUACUCCUUAUCUUUGGUUCAGCAAUCACAAUCCAAUUAAAAAAACCCCAGCGACCUAUGAGCUCAGCCUGUUCACUCCUGUAUGACCCAUUCUAAGUACAGAGCCGGCCCUGCAAGGUGUCAGGCUCGCUCCCCUGGCACGUCCAUAAUGCAAGACUGACAGUGAGGAAAGUGGUGUCAGUUGCAACUUACCCAUAGUUCUAUAUGCACAGUUUUUUUAAUACUUUGGAAUUACUGGGAAGUACACUUACAUCAACCUACUGCACAAUUCCACUAAUGCAACUUUUAAACUGUUUCAUUCUCUCUUGUUUUUUUAACACAGCAGCAUUUUCCCAUACCUAAGUAUUUUUUCUUUUGGCAUUAUUAUGGCAUUUUUAGAAACAAUGCUUACUGUCCUAUGGAGUUUGCCCUUCCACAUGUUUGGCUUUUUUUGUUGUUGUUAUAUUCAGCAGCACUGAAAAGAAUUCAUAUAAUCACCUGUAGUAUCACAGUAGUCUGGAAGGAAGGCUUGGUAAUUCAUUAGAUUCAACAUAGAAAGUUCCUACACUCAUGUCAUCAUCAACUUAUGUUUUUUCUGUUACAUAUAUUUAAAAAACACAACACCCUUGGGAAAUUAAGGAACAAAGCUAGCCCUAUCACAAUGUGUAACACAGGUCUAACACUGGCCUGACGUCUAAAAAUGAUUUAAAAACAAUAGUUUUGUACUACUUCUGCUAAUACAAUAAUUUUCUAGCUGUGGGAAUACUUCAUUAAUGUAAGUAUCUUCCUCAUCAAAAUCUAAAAGCUGCUUUUGCUGUUUUUUAUUACAAUGAAAUAGAACAGCAAAGUAUUUGGCUUUCCACAAACAAAAACCAAACAAAACAACUUUAUAGGCAUGUCAACAUCUGGAAUUGUGUAAGGCUAAUUACACUGUUCCAGUGUUUUCAUUUAUGUAUAUAUACCACCUAAUUAAAAGCUUAGGUAUUGGUAAACAUCAGAGUAAACUUUUGUUGGUAAAAUGUGGUACAUUUUGGAGUGAAGGAAUACAGUAUCCUUCCCUUUGUGUUGGUUCCAAGUAUCCCAAUAAUGAAAAUACAAAUCCACUUGAAGCAUUAAACAGGGGGUUUUUGUUAACUUUUGUAAAAGCCCAGUUAAACAGAUUUCAUGUGCUAAGUAAUUACUGUACUAGGAAAGUUUAGUCUACUUAGCCACAGAUUUCAUGCCUGCAGGAAUACCUGUCCACACAUUCCUAUGACAAGACUGACAAAAUAACUACAUCCCUUCUGGUGCUUUUGGCUGGGCAUGGACAUCAAUUAGGAAAGUACAUUAAUUUUUACAUUACAAACUAUUUACAGGACCCAGCUUCCAGGAAAGUUUGAAAGAAAGGAAUGUAAAUAAUCAACACCUUCCAGAAACAUCCAGUCUCUGAGCAGUAGCAGGCCUCCUGCUAACAGUUUACAGGUGGGAAUCUCAUGCUCUGGUGGCAAAAAUACAGUUUUAUUCUAUUCUAUUUUAAAGCCACUGUUGCUUUUCUACCAAUUUCUUAUAUUUGCCUUGUGGUUCUGACUGCAUGGGACAAAAGAUGGGCAGCCACGGAUCCUGGUCACACUGCAGCACUACUCAGUUGCUGGGGAACUGGGGCACACCAGGAGGUACUUCCUACACCAGAAGGGUUUCCUGUGUGUAUCUUACUAAAACCCAAGUUUAGCAGUGAGAAGAAUAAAAAAAUACCAUGUCAGUUUUAAUUUUUAAAACUAGUCACAUUACUUCUACUGCUGCAAAUAUUACUAGAUGAAGUAUCUCAGUAACUAUCUUUAGAAAGCCAUCUGCUUCUCAAAAUCCCGUACUUUCAAGAGAAAGACUUUAACAUGGGAGUAUCUAAAUAUUUCAAGAACACAUUCUCUUACACUCAUAGUUUGUCUUUAAAAAAUAAUUAUUUGCCAGUCCCUUUACAUUUCAAUGAAAGGGUUGAGUCUACAGCUUCUGAAACUGAACUGUCUGUUCUGCUCUAGCUCUUUGAAUGCUUCAGCUAAUAUUUGGGUUUUAAUCACUGACUGUUAGUCCACUAUAAAACUCCAUUUACUUUUAGGGUAGCCCACUAAAUGUAACAACAGUGGUGAUUUUAUUUUUUUUUUCCUGUCUGUGAAAAAUACUUUGCAAUUUCAAUAGAGAUAGAAUUUGGCAGAGUUAGCAAAUUAAACACAAAAAUCAACAGCAGUAAAUAGAUUUUGCUCCAAUACACAUCUAGGGUAUUUCAGAAAGACUUAGUUUUAGAGUUGUCUGCCUCUUAGAGCAUGGCAAAGUGUUCUGACAAUGCAACACCACCAUGUGCCAGUCUUCAUAUUGUUCGGAACUAUGUAAAAUGAACAAUUUAAAAAAUUACUUUUCCACCUGGACUGUCUCCUCUCUGCUGACUUGAAGGAUAAGCUUGUAUUUGUAUAUGUUGUAAAAAAAAUAAAUGGUUUAAGAUAUUGA
Apus apus (common swift) is the source of this 11589-nucleotide messenger RNA. RefSeq names its product phospholipase C epsilon 1 (gene PLCE1). Gene Ontology annotation, molecular function: guanyl-nucleotide exchange factor activity; phosphatidylinositol-4,5-bisphosphate phospholipase C activity. Lineage: Eukaryota; Metazoa; Chordata; Aves; Apodiformes; Apodidae. The transcript is spliced from 35 exons. The record is from RefSeq and is a predicted model, not a curated record. The coding region runs from base 491 to 7468 and encodes 2325 amino acids. Gene Ontology annotation, biological process: lipid metabolic process; phosphatidylinositol-mediated signaling; small GTPase-mediated signal transduction.